Symbiodinium pilosum is the source of this 2912-nucleotide messenger RNA. NCBI's taxonomy places the organism in Eukaryota, Dinophyceae, Suessiales, Symbiodiniaceae. The record is from the annotation of a GenBank genome assembly.
AUGGACGAAACCCUCAAAUCCUCACCGCAGGCCUAUGCCAGCUUCAUUGCCGACAUCGCGGAGAGGGGCAUGAUUGAUUUUUCCAGGACAGCUACUUCAAUCAUCACGCCUUUCUUUGUCACCAAAAAGAGUGGUAAACUUCGAUUGGUUUUAGAUUGUCGUGCGAGCAACCUGAUGUUUGCCCCUCCUCCUGAUAUUGCUUUAGCUGCAGGGUAUACAUUUGGCCAGCUUGAAAUUCCUGAUGGUGAACGCCUUGACAUUGCUCAAAGUGAUGUUCGUGACUACUUUUCCUCCAUUGGCUUGCCUCCAGGACUUCGGCGAUACUUCGUGCUGCCUCCGGUGGACGUUGCGCUGUUGCCUGCCGGCACUUUGAAUUGUUCAGAGCUGGACGGUGGCAUUGUAUAUCCUAGAAUGCGAGUAGUGCCGAUGGGGUGGAGCUGGGCAAUGUGGAUCGCUCAACGCAUCCAUCAGCAUCAAGCGGCUUUGGCCAUUAACUGCAGUCCUGAACAGGUGUUGGUCGACGGGCGGCCACCUCCGUCUCUUGAGGCGGGCACUCCUGUUCUUAUACCAUAUGCCGACAACCUCAACGUUUGUGGCACAGACAUGGCGGCAGUGCAGGAUACAAAGGAUAGAGUGGUGAAGCGAUUGAGGGAGGUUGGUUUCAGGGUGCAUGAAGCGGAAGACGCUGCUCUGCAUGCCCAGGCGCUUGGCUUCAUCCUUGAUGGUGAGCGUGGGCAGGUACACCCAAUACCGGCUAGGCGUGAUCGGGUUCGUCUUGGUUUGCUCUGGUUAGCUAAUAGGCCAAAGGUCACUGGGAAAGCAAUUGAAAGGAUCAUUGGACAUUGCGUGCACUUGUUCAUGCUUCGCCGUGAAUUGCUCUCUAUUUUCAGAUCGGUCUAUGAUUUCAAGAUUGCAAACUAUGGCAAACCAUGCAAGCUGUGGAAAUCCGCGGCUGAUGAGUGUAGGAUUGCUGCAGCGCUCAUCCUAACUUGCUACGCUGAUCUUCGUAGACCUUGGUCCAGCAACAUCACAGUCAGUGACGCAUGCCUUUCGGGCACUGCAGUGGCUUCUCUUGAUGCUGAUAGAGGGGUGGCCCAGGCCAUAGGAGCUUGCCGUGAGAUGUGGAGAUUCAAAGCAAAAGAUCCGUUGAGUCGGGCCCGCGAUGCUGCGUUGAAGCUUGAUCCCUUUGUGCAUCAUGAAACAGUUAUGUCCAUGUCAAGUGAUGAGAAAGAUCCUUUCCAACUCAACCUUGAGUUUCAGCAUGUGCCGGUUGAAGUUGCGUGCAGUCCCAAUUGGAAAGUUCAGUUUUCGGCCAAGAUGACGAAGCAUGAGCACAUCACACUGUUAGAAGGUCGUGGCACAGUUCAGGCUAUUCGUCACAAAAUGCGUGCCGAAAACAACUUUGGCAAGAAGCAUUUGCAUCUUGGUGACAAUUUGGGAAUGGUUUUAGCCUUUGACAGGGGUAGGGCUAAGUCAGUUCCACUCCUGUUAUGCUGUCGCCGGGCGGCGGCCUUUGCCAUUGCUGGCGACUCGUCUCUCACUCAUCGAUGGCUGCCUUCCGAACAUAAUGCCGCGGAUGCCGCAUCGAGGAAGUGGGAGCCGGAAACACAAGAGCAGCCCUUCAGCAAAACCAAAGCCAAGGAAGUCAUCUCAGCCAUCUGCUACCCCAAAAGCAAAAGCAAAAGCUGCCUCAGCCAAACGACGUCCUUAGCUGGGACUCCCACAAAGCUGGCGCUCAGAAAAGCAGUGCAAGCCCCAGACGAGUCAUCACGUGCUGCAAAGAGACAGGCCGUGGUGGCGAUGGGGAAGCCUCGGAAGCGAGCACUGGACCACACUUUCCUGGAGACUGCGGCUAUAGCACCAAGAACAAGCGAAGAGUACCUUCACAAGUGGAACCUCUUCGAGUCCUUUUGCCGAACUCAGAAGUUGAGGCUUCGAAGUGCGAACGAGGUGGACUUCGCCUUGACGAUCUUUCUAAACCAAGCUUUCUUGGAAGGAUGGGACGUCAGCGAGGGAGUCAAGACGAUUGCCGCAGACACCGACAGAAGGCCUUCGAUGUCUGGCAAACAGGGCCUGCCAAGGGCCAGAAGGGCGUUGCAAGGUUGGAGAAACCUCGAUCCGGGGGUGACUCGACCUCCCUUGGCAUGGCCCCUCAUCGCCCUGAUUGCUCUCACCAUCCUGGAGAAUCACAAGCUGGUCGAAUGCAUGGUGAUCCUCUUCAUGUUCGCGACAUAUGUGAGGCCGGGGGAGGUCUUUCAGCUGAGAAGACAAGACCUGGUGAAGAGCGAGUCUCUGGGUCAAAGAUGGUCCAUCAACCUUCACCCCUCCGACGAUCUCCAGGAAUCCAAGGUGGAAGUCAGCAACGAAACGCUGCUUUUGGACACCCAGGAGAUUCCGUGGCUGGGACAAGUUCUCGAGUGCAUCACAGCAAUCUCGCAGGGGCCUCUUUUUCCAACAAGUUACACCGAAGUGCAGCAGGCUUGGGUGCAGGCGCUUCGUCAACUGGGGCUUGGGGAGAAGUUCGCAGUCCUGUACCAGCUGCGUCACUCAGGAGCAAGCUGGGAUCGGUUCAAAGAGUACCGGAGCCUCCUGGAAGUAAAGCAUCGAGGAAGAUGGGCUUCAGACAACAGCCUGAAACGUUACGUGCAGCGUGCGAUGGUGGCCCAGCAAUUCGAGAAACUCAGUGCUCCUCUCAAGCGCAAGGCGCAAGCCGCGCCACAAGUUCUGGGCAGCAUGGUCCUCGCAAGACGGGAUGACAAUCGUGGUCCUGGGCCUCUCCGGGACGACGGCAAGUUCUUGUUUGGACUUCCUGAUGUGGCCUUCUCAGACAAGAGAAAACUCCUUGAGGGCAACCGACUGCUCCAGUUCUCGCUUGAUGUCAUUGCCGCUUGCCAGGAGCUUCAAAUUCCAUG